Molecule: messenger RNA, 1278 nt
Organism: Dipodomys spectabilis (banner-tailed kangaroo rat)
Lineage: Eukaryota; Metazoa; Chordata; Mammalia; Rodentia; Heteromyidae
Product: calreticulin-like
Exons: 10
Biological process (GO): protein folding
Cellular component (GO): endoplasmic reticulum; endoplasmic reticulum membrane
Molecular function (GO): calcium ion binding
Source: RefSeq, a predicted model, not a curated record
AUGAAGGGGCUGCAGCUACUGUUGAAGUUGCUGCUGGUGGCCAGCACUCUGGGCACACAAGGGCAGCGCCAGGUCUACUUCCGUGAGGAGUUUGAAGAUGGAGAUGGAUGGAAAAAACGAUGGGUAGAAUCUAAACAUCAGCCAGAUUAUGGUAAAUUUCAACUCGCUGCAGGAAAAUUUUAUGGAGACAAAGAAAAAGAUAAAGGUCUCCAGACCAGUGAAGAUGCCAAGUUUUAUGCCCUUUCAGCCAGGUUUACACCAUUCAGCAAUGUGAAUGAGACCUUGGUGGUUCAGUUUUCAGUAAAACACGAGCAAGGCAUCGAUUGUGGUGGUGGGUAUGUGAAACUCUUUCCUGCCACCCUGAACCAGGAAGAUAUGCACUCGGAGUCCAAGUAUUACAUCAUGUUUGGCCCUGAUAUCUGUGGCUUUGGAAACAAUGAAGUAAAAAUAAUCUUUCAUCACCAAGAAAAAUACCAUGUGAACAACAGGACCAUCAAGUGCAAGAUCAAUAAAGACACUCAUCUGUAUACGCUGAUCCUUCGCCCUAAUGCUACAUAUGGGGUCAAAAUUGACAAUGAGCUUGUGAUAUCUGGGGAACUAGAGGAUGACUGGGACUUCCUGCCUCCCAGGAAAAUAAAAGAUCCCUAUGCCCGGAAACCAAGGAAAUGGGAUGAACGUCCACAAAUAGAGGAUCCUGAAGAUAAGAAACCUGAGGACUGGGAAGACUUUGAAUUCAUCCCAGACCCAGAAGCUAAGAAGCCCGAUGACUGGAAUGAGGCAAUGGAUGGGGAAUGGGAAGAGCCCCUCAUACCAAACUUGAAGUAUAAGGGACAAUGGAAACCCCGAAUUAUUGAUAAUCCCAAUUACCAAGGGGAAUGGGUCCAUCCGGAAAUAGACAACCCUAAAUAUAAGCCAGACCCUACCAUUUGUCACUAUUAUAACAUCAGUGUUCUUGGCCUGGAUCUUUGGCAGGUAAAAUCAGGCAGCAUCUUUGACAAUUUCCUUCUUACAAAUGAUGAAGAAUUUGCUGAAGAAGUUGGAAAUAAUACCUGGGGGUUAAGAAAGGACAGAGAAAAGCAGUGGAGAGAAGUGUAUGAAGAAAUACAAAAGAAGAAGCAGGCAGAAGAGGCUAAGAAGAAAAGGGAAAAGGAGAAGGAAAGAGAAGAUGACAUCUGGGGACUUGAUGAAGAGGACAGUGAAGAGGAUCUUGAGGAGGAACAAGAAAAUGACGGACAGAUGCCGGAAGAUGGUGCUGCAAGAAGGGCUAGCCUUGAGCAA